AUGCAUUUCGCCUCCCUGAUUACCAUCGCUCUCGUUAGCCUUGCAAACGGCGCAGCGCUUAAUGAAGAAGCAACUCCCAGCAACGGCAACAGCCUAGUCCCUGCUCAAGUCUGCAACGUUGGUUACAACUAUUGUGGGUGGUAUCUUGCUGAUGGCCUCGGAUGGGGAAAUGUUCCUGACCUCCAGGGUCUGUACGACUGUGUCACGCCAACCAGUGCCAGGCGUCUAGAGCACUGCAAAAAGGGAUGCAAGAGCGGCUGUGCUCACUGUGGAUGA
Molecule: messenger RNA, 276 nt
Organism: Nannizzia gypsea CBS 118893
Lineage: Eukaryota; Fungi; Ascomycota; Eurotiomycetes; Onygenales; Arthrodermataceae
Exons: 2
Coding region: 1-276 (91 amino acids)
Source: RefSeq, a predicted model, not a curated record